Molecule: messenger RNA, 5945 nt
Organism: Eptesicus fuscus (big brown bat)
Lineage: Eukaryota; Metazoa; Chordata; Mammalia; Chiroptera; Vespertilionidae
Gene: TET3
Product: tet methylcytosine dioxygenase 3
Exons: 12
Coding region: 478-5859 (1793 amino acids)
Biological process (GO): positive regulation of transcription by RNA polymerase II; oxidative demethylation
Cellular component (GO): nucleus
Molecular function (GO): DNA binding; DNA 5-methylcytosine dioxygenase activity; zinc ion binding
Source: RefSeq, a predicted model, not a curated record
GGCCGGGAAACUUUGCCCCUUUGUGCGCUCCGCCCCGGAGGCGGCGGGCAGGCAGCCUUGCCUUCACCAUCCUGACCCGGGAAGAGAAAUAUCAGGAGAAACGCACCCUGCUCUGCCCCCACCACACACCUGUCCACCUCAUGCCUGCGUCCAGGGCGGGUGAGGGUGAAGAGCCCUCCCAGCCAAGAUGAUCCCUUCUCUGGGCGCUGCCGCUGCUGUCCUCCCCCAGACCCUGGGCCCCAGCGAGUGGGAGAGCGGCCCCCAACUGAGCCCUACCAGACGGCUGCAGAGGAGGUGAAGAGGGGUGGAGAGGAACCCACCCACCCCAGAGACUGGAGCUGCUAGCCUCCACCUUGUAGGCUCGGGACUGUGUUAAGGGAAGAAGGACCUGUUGGUGGCCUUGGCAGGCAGGCAGGCAGGCAGGAAGCUGGACAGUGGCUCUGCCCAGGCACCUAUGCCCCCUCGUCUGGCGGCGUCAUGAGCCAGUUUCAGGUGCCCCUGGCAGUGCAGCCGGAGCUGCCGGGCCUGUAUGACUUUCCUCAGGGCCAGGUCAUGGUAGGGGGCUUCCAGGGGCCUGGGCUCCCGGUGCCUGGGAGUGAACCCCAACUCCGAGGGGGUGGGGACGGGCGAAAGAAACGGAAACGGUGUGGUACGUGUGAGCCCUGCCGGCGGCCGGAGAACUGUGGGGCUUGCACCAGUUGUACCAACCGCCGCACACAUCAAAUCUGCAAACUGCGCAAGUGUGAGGUGCUGAAGAAAAAAGUGGGGCUUCUCAAGGAGGUGGAAAUAAAGGCUGGUGAAGGAGCCGGGCCCUGGGGACAAGGGGCCGCUGUCAAGACAGGCUCCGAGCUCAGCCCAGUUGAUGGACCUGCUCCAGGUCAGAUGGACUCAGGGCCAGUGUACCAUGGGGACUCCGGGCAGCUAAGCGCCUCAGGGGCGCCGGUCAAUGGUGCUAGAGAACCCGCGGGACCCAGCCUGCUGGGGGCUGGGGGUCCGUGGCGAGUAGACCAGAAGCCCGACUGGGACGCUACCCCAGGCCCAGCUCACACUGCUCGCCUGGAAGAUGCUCACGACCUGGUGGCCUUUUCGGCGGUGGCCGAAGCCGUGUCCUCCUACGGGGCCCUUAGCACCCGGCUCUAUGAAACCUUCAACCGUGAGAUGAAUCGCGAGGCUGGGGACAACAGCAGGGGGCCCCGGUCAGGGCCCGAGAGCUGCUCCGCCGGCAGCGAAGACCUCGACACGCUGCAGACGGCCCUGGCCCUCGCGCGGCAUGGCAUGAAACCGCCCAACUGCAACUGCGAUGGCCCGGAAUGCCCCGACUACCUCGAGUGGCUGGAGGGGAAGAUCAAGUCUGUGGUCGUGGAGGGAGGGGAGGACCGGCCCAGGCUCCCAGGGACUCUGCCCCCUAGUGAGGCCAGCCUCCCAGCACCCAGCGCCAGGCCGCUCCUCAGCUCUGAGGCCCCCCAGAUACCUCCCCCAGAGGGCCUGCCCCUGUCCCAGAACGCCCUGAGCAUCGCCAAGGAAAAGAACAUCAGCCUGCAGACCGCCAUCGCCAUCGAAGCCCUCACCCAGCUCUCCUCCGCCCUCCCCCAGCCUUCUCACGCCGCCGCCCAGGCCUCCUGCCCCCUCCCGGAAGCCUUGUCCCCUCCUGCCGCCCCUUUCAGAUCUCCCCAGUCCUACCUCCGGGCCCCCUCGUGGCCUGCGGUCCCCCCGGAAGAGCCCCCACCCUUUGUCCCCGAGAGCCCUGCCUUCCCCCCAGCAACUCCCAGAACAGAGUUUCCCGAAGCCUGGGGCACCGACACCCCACCAGCGACUCCCCGGAGCUCCUGGCCCAUGCCGCGCCCGAGCCCGGACCCCAUGGCUGAGCUGGAGCAGUUGUUGGGCAGUGCCAGUGAUUACAUCCAGUCAGUAUUCAAACGGCCCGAGGCCCUGCCCACCAAGCCCAAAGUCAAGGCGGAGGCUCCCUCCCCCUCGCCGGCCCCCUCCCCCGUUCUCCAACGGGAGGCUCCCACACCGUCCCCAGAGCCCAGCGCCCACCAGAAGGCCCAGGCCGCCCUGCAGCAGCACCUCCACCAUAAGCGCAGCCUCUUCCUGGACCAGGCCCAGAAUGCCGCCUUCCCCGCUCCCUCGGAGCCUCCUGCUCCCGGCUGGUGGGCACCGUCCGGCUCUCCUGUCCCUCGGCCUCCGGACAGACCGCCCAAGGAGAAGAAGAAGAAGCCCCUGGCACCAGCGGGCGGUCCCCCGGGGACGGAGAAGGCCACCCCCGGGGGGAGUAAGCCCGGUGUCCGGAAGCCCAUUCAGAUCAAGAAGUCCAGGCCCCGGGAAGCGCAGCCUCUCUUCCCGCCUCUGCGGCAAAUUGUCCUGGAAGGGCUGAGGCCCCCGGCCGCCACCGAGGAUGCGCAGGCACCUCCACCUGCCCCCGCCCCUGCCUCCCAGGGCUCUGCUGUCCCCCUGCCCCCAGAACCUUCUCUUGCGCUAUUUGCACCUAGUCCCUCCGGGGACGGCCUGCUGCCCCCUACUCAGGAAAUGAGGUCCCCCAGCCCCAUGGCAACCCUGCAGACAGGCUCUGCUGGCCCUCUUCCCCCCACCGAUGACAAGCUGGAAGAGCUCAUCCGGCAAUUUGAAGCUGAAUUUGGGGAUAGCUUUGGGCUUCCUGGCCCCCCGAAUGUGCCCGUUCAGGACCCCGAGAACCAGCCAACAUGUCUCCCAGCCCCCGAGAGCCCUUUGGCUACCCGCUCCCCCAAGCAAAUCAAGAUCGAGUCUUCAGGAGCUGUGACCGUGCUCUCAACCACCUGCUUCCAUUCCGACGAGGGCGGCCAGGAGGCCACGCCCACCAAGGCCGAGAACCCACUCACACCCACCCUCAGUGGCUUCCUGGAGUCCCCUCUUAAGUACCUGGACACACCGACCAAGAGUCUGCUGGACACACCUGCCAAGAGAGCCCAGGCCGAGUUCCCCACCUGCGACUGUGUCGAACAAAUAGUGGAGAAAGAUGAAGGUCCGUAUUACACUCACCUGGGAUCUGGCCCCACGGUAGCCUCUAUCCGGGAACUCAUGGAGGAGCGGUACGGAGAGAAGGGGAAAGCCAUCCGGAUCGAGAAGGUCAUCUACACGGGGAAGGAGGGGAAGAGCUCCCGCGGCUGCCCCAUCGCCAAGUGGGUGAUCCGCAGGCACACGCUGGAGGAGAAGCUGCUGUGCCUGGUGCGGCACCGGGCGGGCCACCACUGCCAGAACGCCGUGAUCGUCAUCCUCAUCCUGGCCUGGGAGGGCAUCCCCCGCAGCCUGGGGGACACCCUGUACCAGGAGCUCACCGACACCCUCCGGAAGUACGGGAACCCCACCAGCCGGAGAUGUGGCCUCAACGACGACCGGACCUGUGCUUGCCAAGGCAAAGACCCCAACACCUGUGGUGCCUCCUUCUCCUUCGGCUGCUCCUGGAGCAUGUACUUCAACGGCUGCAAAUACGCCCGGAGCAAGACCCCUCGCAAGUUCCGCCUCGCAGGGGACAACCCCAAAGAGGAGGAAGUGCUGCGGAAGAGCUUCCAGGACCUGGCCACCGAAGUCGCUCCCCUGUACAAGCGGCUGGCCCCCCAGGCCUACCAGAACCAGGUGACCAACGAGGAAAUAGCCAUCGACUGCCGCCUGGGGCUGAAGGAAGGGCGGCCCUUCUCGGGGGUCACGGCCUGCAUGGACUUCUGUGCCCACGCCCACAAGGACCAGCACAACCUGUACAACGGCUGCACCGUGGUCUGCACCCUGACCAAGGAAGACAAUCGCUGCGUGGGCAAGAUCCCCGAGGACGAGCAGUUGCACGUGCUGCCCCUGUACAAGAUGGCCACCACGGACGAGUUCGGCAGCGAGGAGAACCAGAACGCCAAGGUGGGCAGCGGGGCCAUCCAGGUGCUCACCGCCUUCCCCCGCGAGGUCCGCCGCCUGCCGGAACCCGCCAAGUCUUGCCGCCAGCGGCAGCUGGAAGCCAGGAAGGCGGCGGCCGAGAAGAAGAAGAUUCAGAAGGAGAAGCUGAGCACCCCGGAGAAGAUCAAGCAGGAGGCCCUGGAGCUGGCCGGCAUCUCCACGGACCCAGGCCUGUCUCUGAAGGGCGGGCUGUCCCAGCAGAGCCUGAAGCCCGCGCUCAAGGUGGAGCCGCAGAACCACUUCAGCUCCUUCAAGUACAGCAGCAACACGGUGGUGGAGAGCUACUCGGUGCUGGGCAACUGCCGGCCGUCCGACCCGUACAGCAUGAGCAGCGUGUACUCCUACCACUCCUACUAUGCACAGCCCGGCCUGACCUCCGUCAACGGCUUCCACUCCAAGUACGCGCUCCCGUCGUUCGGCUACUACGGCUUCCCAUCCAGCGGCCCCGUCUUCCCCUCCCAGUUCCUGGGGCCUGGCACCUGGGGCCACAGCGGCAGCAGUUGCAGUUUUGAGAAGAAGCCAGACCUCCACGCUCUGCACAACAGCCUGAGCCCGGCCUACGGCGGUGCUGAGUUUGCCGAGCUGCCCGGCCAGGCUGUUCCCACGGACGCCCACCACCCCACUCCUCACCACCAGCAGCCUGCUUACCCAGGCCCCAAGGAGUAUCUGCUUCCCAAGGCCCCCCAGCUCCACCCAGUGUCCAGGGACCCCUCUCCCUUUGCACAGAGCUCCAACUGCUACAACAGAUCCAUCAAGCAAGAGCCGGUAGACCCGCUGGUCCCGGCCGAAUCCGUGCCCAGAGACCCCGGGAAGAUGGGCAAGACACCUUUGCCCGAGGCGUCUCAGAAUGGUGGACCCAGUCACCUAUGGGGACAGUACUCAGGAGGCCCAAGCAUGUCCCCCAAGAGGACUAACGGCGUGGGUGGCAGCUGGGGUGUGUUCCCUCCCGGGGAGAGCCCGGCCAUCGUCCCCGACAAGCUCGGUUCUUUCGGGGCUGGCUGCCUGGCUCCUUCCCACUUCCCGGAUGGCCAGUGGGGGCUGUUCCCCGGGGAGGGGCAGCAGCUCGCCCCCCAGCCUGGAGGACGGCUGCGAGGCAAACCGUGGAGCCCCUGCAAGUUUGGGAACAACGCCUCGGCCUUGGCCGGGCCCAGCCUGACUGAGAAGCCAUGGGGAGUAGGGGCAGGGGAUUUCAACUCUGCCCUGAAAGGCGGUCCUGGGUUCCAAGACAAGUUGUGGAGCCCCCUGAAAGGGGAGGAGGGUCGGAUCCCCACCCCGGGGGCCGGCCAGCUGGACAAGGCCUGGCAGUCCUUCGGCAUGCCCCUGGGCUCCAGCGAGAAGCUGUUCGGGGCCCUGAAGUCUGAGGAGAAACUGUGGGACCCCUUCAGCCUGGAGGAGGGGACCGCCGAGGAGCCCCCCAACAAGGGGGCGGUGAAGGACGAGAAGGGCCACGCGGAGGAGGAAGAGGAGGAGCUGUGGUCCGACAGCGAACACAACUUCCUGGACGAGAACAUCGGUGGCGUGGCCGUGGCCCCCGCUCACGGCUCCAUCCUCAUCGAGUGCGCCCGGCGGGAGCUGCAUGCCACCACGCCCCUCAAGAGACCCAACCGCUGCCACCCCACCCGCAUCUCGCUGGUCUUCUACCAGCACAAGAACCUCAACCAGCCCAAUCACGGGCUGGCCCUCUGGGAGGCCAAGAUGAAGCAGCUGGCGGAGAGGGCGCGGGCGCGGCAGGAGGAGGCCGCCCGGCUGGGCCUGGGCCAGCAGGAGGCCAAGCUCUAUGGGAAGAAGCGCAAGUGGGGGGGUGCCGUGGUCACCGAGCCCCAGCAUAAGGAGAAGGGGAUCGUCCCCACCCGGCAGGCGCUGGCCGUGCCCACAGACUCCGCGGUCACCGUGUCCUCCUACGCCUACACGAAGGUCACGGGUCCCUACAGCCGCUGGAUCUAGGUGCCCGGGUGCCAGCGUACCUCAGCGUCGGGCCCGGCCCGAGCUGCCUCUGUGGUGCUUUUGCCCUCACACCUGGGGGCGGGUUG